CCCAUUUGUGUUUCCCCUUUCUCACUCCUCAUUCCUUCCGCGUCUCCUCUCUCUCUCUCCUCUCUCGGUUCUCUCUUCUCGGGGCCUUCGUUGCACGCCAAAUGUCUUUGGAUCUCAACAAGAAUAGUUGGUCCACCACUAAGGAGUUUGGGUUAAUGAACCGAGGGAGGCUUUGGUGUUCGUGGAAAAUCUUGUUUCGGCAUUGGACUUGACCAAGAACAGUUUUUUGUUUUUUUGUUUUGUUUUGUUCAUUCUGUGAAGAAAAAAAAAAAAUACUACAUUGGAUACAAAAGAAAUCGACCGUUGAUUGAUUAAGGUUGUAAGAGACUUGCCUUUAUUCACUUCUCGUGAGGAAAUUCCAAAUUUUGGAUCACUUUAUUAAGCGGUUGUUCGUUCUUCGGUGCGUUUCGCGAUGGGGAAAACAUUGCUGUCCCCGGGUUUUCGGUUUCAUCCGACGGAUGUUGAGCUUGUCAAAUACUACUUGAAGAGGAAGAUACUAGGGAGAAAGUUACAUUUUGAAGCGAUUUCUGAGGUUGAUAUUUACAAGUACGCUCCUUGGGAUCUUCCAGAUAAAGCUUGUCUGGACAGUAAAGAUCUGAAGUGGUACUUCUUCUGUCCAAGGGAGAAGAAAUACGCGAGUGGGGCGAGAAUGAAACGAGCUACUGAGUUUGGGUACUGGAAAACUACAGGAAAAGAUAGGCCUGUUAACUACAACGGUGAGGUUGUUGGAAUGAUAAAAACUCUGGUCUUCCACACUGGUCGAGCACCAAAAGGGGAUAGGACAGAUUGGGUUAUGCACGAGUAUAUGCUUCAAGAAAAAAAUCUGGCGGACAGAGGUGUUGUGCAGGACUCAUAUGUGCUAUGCAUGGUUUUCAAGAAAGAGGGUCCAGGACCAAGAAAUGGUGCCCAAUAUGGUGCACCCUUUAGAGAAGAAGACUGGACCGAUCAUGAAGAAGAUAACUGUGCAGAAGUGGGGCCUUCUGCGAUAGUGACUUUCCAAAACAACUUACUGCCUAAUAGAAAUCUUGUUGCUUGUAACUCACAUACUCUCGAGAGUACUGGGAAUGUGUUUUCACCAGAAUCAUGUGUAUCUGAUAUGGUACCACCUAGUUCUGAGGUGACACUGCCAGUUUCUGCUAAUGAUGAUCCAGUAGAGAGGGUUGAGAGUUUUGAUGAUGAUGACAUUCUGGAGAUGUUGGGUUACUUUAUAGAAGGAGAACCUUUCGAAGUGAAUGGAAAUAAUCAAAAUAAGGAUGCUAACAAUGUCAACCACGUUGAUCCUGCUACUGUGGCUGCUCCUCAUGAUGGAACCGAUAUCUUUAAAGAUUUAGCCGACUUGGACAACUUGGCUUAUGGAUUUCAUUUCUCUAAUGCACAUAUAACCCCUUCUUUUGACGAGGCUUUUCCUACUGGUGAUGACCGUUCCUUUCUGGAACUAGUUGAUCUUGACGCGCCUCUGAGCCGCCCUGCCGGAGCUUCUGAAGAUGAUAUUAAUACUUUUCCUGCCGUACAGCUUUCUAUGUGGCCGCAUACUGCUCACAACUUGGAUGGAUUCUGAUCUUUUUCGCUCCAACACUGCUGCACAGAAUCUCUCUGAUGUAGGACAGUUGGAUUCCUAUUAGGAUCUUAGGGUCCGUUUGGUUCAUGGAUUCAAAUUAUGUGAUUAGAAUCAUUUUCGAUUUACGUGUAUUUUUUGUGAGAGAAAAUACUGUAGCGAAUCACGAAUCAUGAUUCGAAUUAGGGAAUGAAUUUAGGUACCAAACGGCUUAUUAGUAAGUUUUUUAUUUCCGGGAUUUAUAUUUAUUAUCAGAUUUUGAUUACGAAUUUAAUAUAUAGUUUAAUUUCUGCUAGGAUUCUUAAGUAGGCCAUAAUUAUCAGCCUAUAAAUAAGGCUUCAUUAUGUUAUUACAUUCAGUUUUUCUUCAUUAUUAUUAACAAAGUUCAGAGCUA
Morus notabilis is the source of this 1949-nucleotide messenger RNA. Its product is annotated as NAC domain-containing protein 82. The record is from RefSeq and is a predicted model, not a curated record. The transcript has 5 exons. NCBI's taxonomy places the organism in Eukaryota, Viridiplantae, Streptophyta, Magnoliopsida, Rosales, Moraceae. Gene Ontology annotation, biological process: regulation of DNA-templated transcription. Bases 413 to 1558 code for a protein of 381 amino acids. Gene Ontology annotation, molecular function: DNA binding.